Helicoverpa zea (corn earworm) is the source of this 3738-nucleotide messenger RNA. RefSeq names its product synaptic vesicle membrane protein VAT-1 homolog-like. The coding region runs from base 137 to 1555 and encodes 472 amino acids. Gene Ontology annotation, molecular function: zinc ion binding; oxidoreductase activity. The transcript has 9 exons. The record is from RefSeq and is a predicted model, not a curated record. Lineage: Eukaryota; Metazoa; Arthropoda; Insecta; Lepidoptera; Noctuidae.
CCUUCUCUCGAAUCAUUCGUUUCGCGACGCGUAGACUUGCCGGCCGGCCUCUGUUGCACUCGCCCGGGCUCAUUCCCAUCGCGUCCGCUAGCCGCACCGCUCCGAUCGCACCACCUAGCCGAACACCUCGCCAGCAAUGACGGAGAGCACGGACACCCCCGCGGCAGCUGCGCCUGAAAAGACUCCCACUGAGAAUGGAACUACUGAAACUCCUCCUGAGGAGACCCCAGAAAAGGCAACUGAAGAAAAGGAAAAGGAGACUCCACCACCCAAGGAGAUGCGCGCAGUCGUCCUCACAGGCUUCGGUGGACUCAAAACUGUCAAGAUCCUGAAGAAACCUGAGCCGAAUGUUGGAGAAGGCGAGGUCCUUAUUCGUGUGAAGGCAUGUGGUCUCAAUUUCCAAGAUUUGAUUGUGCGGCAAGGCGCCAUCGACUCGCCCCCCAAGACACCGUUCAUCCUCGGCUUUGAAUGCGCCGGAGAGAUCGAGCAGGUCGGCGAAGGAGUCACCAACUUCAAGGUUGGCGACCAAGUGGUAGCCCUUCCAGAGUACAGGGCAUGGGCUGAGCUCGUGUCCGUGCCCGCGCAGUACGUGUACGCGCUGCCUGAAGGCAUGACGGCGUUGGACGCUGUGGCUGUCACCACCAACUAUGUGGUGGCUUACCUGCUGCUCUUCGAGAUGGCCAACCUCACGCCCGGCAAGAGCCUGCUUGUACACUCCGCAGGAGGCGGCGUGGGUCAAGCAGUAGCCCAGUUGGCGAAGACGGUGGACAACGUGACGGUGUUCGGCGUCUGCUCGAAGACCAAACACGAGGCUCUGAAGGCUAACAACAACAACAUUGACCAUCUGCUCGAACGCGGCAGUGACUACACCAGCGAAGUCAGGAAGGUAUCUGCCGAUGGCGUUGACAUCGUGCUGGACUGCCUCUGCGGCGAAGAAUGCAACCGCGGUUACCAGCUCCUGAAGCCAAUGGGACGAUACAUUCUAUAUGGAUCAUCUAACAUCGUGACCGGCGAGACGAAGAGUUUCUUCAGCGCCGCGCGUGCCUGGUGGCAAGUGGACAAGGUGUCGCCCAUCAAGCUGUUCGACGAGAACAAGAGCCUGGCAGGUCUGAACCUGCGGCACCUGCUGUUCCAACACGGUCGCGCUGACUACGUGCGUCGUGCUGUUGAACGCGUCUUCGCGCUCUGGGGCGAGGGCAAGGUUAAGCCGCUGGUAGACUCCACUUGGGCGCUUGAGGAUGUCGGUGAAGCCAUGCAGAAGAUGCACGACCGCAAAAACAUUGGCAAGCUUGUGCUCGACCCGUCCCUGGAGCCCAAACCCAAGCCAGCGACCCCUGCCAAGGGCAAGUCCGGCAAGGAGAAGAAACCAGCCAAAGAGAGCUCCGAGGACAAAAAGGACAAGGAUGCUAAGGAAGAGGAGAAGAAACCAGCUGAGAACGGUGAGAAGAACGGGGAAAAGAACGGUGAAAAGAACGGUGAGAAGAACGGUGAAGAACCGCUCACUAACGGUAACAGCGAUGAAGAGUCAAAGGAGAAGGAAAAGGAAUCUAGCUGAAUUAGUUCUCCCGAGGACUGAACAGAUAAACCACCGCCAAUUGAUUAUGUUAGAGUUGAAGCUGUCCCUCGGGCGUCGCUGGCUGCGCGGCGCCCGCUUGUGUUGCCUCACGCCUUCUCUCCUUACAACUAUACAAGUCUGAUUACCCGACCUCGUUCGAUCGCGCCUCCUAUUUAUAAAUGUUUUCCAUCAUUGUACUCAUCGCAACAGGCGAUCGAACGACGUCGCACGCUAAUUUUAGUUUUUAAUAAUUCGACUUUCAUCACAUUCUCCUAGUUUUGUUAGAAUUAUUAUACAAUUAAUCGUUUGAAAUGCGACAGCGAAACUACAAUGAAUUUAUGUUUUAAUCAAUUAUUCUUUUAUAAAUUAAUUUCAUAAUUUGGCCUAAGUUAAGAAUCGUCUCAGAUUAUAAUACAUACAGUCUUUUUUUAUUAUAGUUUAAUGUUUAAGACUUUAUUUUUAAGAUGAGAUAUUUUAAUCUGCAGUUAUUUUGAAUGGCUAUUGUAUAUCUAAGGUGCAGAGAUGCUUAAUCUUUAUGUAUGUUAAGCUUUAAUAUUUUAUUAGUAAAUGUUUAAAAUUUGGCCCAGGAAAGCCACACCGCACCGCCCGGGUCGCGUCCGACAGUCUGUUGUCAGCGACUAACGAAUGAGAAACCUUACGUGUGAUAUUUUGUGGUAGGUAUGCUAGAUGUUUUGCGGUAUUUUUAUGCUGCCUUUACAUGACAUAUUAUUUUUAUAAUUUUGGUCUUAAAAACGAUUUCUUUAUAUUUUUAUACUUAACGUUUUGUAAAUUAUUUUCUAGUUAAGAGAUUUCACUGAGUUUAGUUGAACGCACCGGUCGUCGUGUACUGACACGAUGGUCCGCUUAGGAUCUGCUCUCGCUUGAGUCUUCAACUCCCGACCCUCGACUAGGACGAGCUUAUACUAUCCAAAUUGUGAAAUAUUUUUGUGGCUAAGUUCAUACAAACCUACAUAAUCGAUGUCGCCUAUCAUGUAAGUAAUAUUUUUAUAUUCCAGUAAUAACGACUGUACCGCGGUCUCAUCUCAUAAUAUGAAGCUUGUUAUGUAUCUUCACACAAUUAUCACAUAUCUACUCGAACAUACACAUUCACACGAUAUAUAUUAGGAUUAAUAUUUUGAUACCAAUAUUCACUGCAUUUCUUUUGAUAUAACUAGCAUAUUGUAUUUGUCUACCCCUUAUUUCUUAUGGUUGUAACAUUUUACGGCCAUAUAGUGUACAGUAUGGUUGUAGGUUUAUGUACCCAGUACUACUUAAAUAUUUUAUCUGUAAAACACAUAUCAUGCGGAUGUAAAAUGUAACUCUCAGAGGCUGAAACGUAGUCCGGAGCACCGGAAUAAAACACCACUUGCAUCCACUCUGCUCAACACUAGUGACGUCACCGCGCUCUCUAAUAUAUGUGUGUUCAUACUACCGCCGACUUCUUUGACAGACUUGAAUUUUUAUAAACUUUUACCCUUUUUGAAGGUUUUUGCAAAAGCAUAGUUUGUGAGCGCGUGUUGUGAUCCGAUAGUCUCGCUUCCAGUAUCCGGUGCGUGGUACCGACUGCGCCGUGUGACCGUAGAGUCGAGUGGCUGGCAACACCGGAGAGGCCCUCGACGACUCAGUUAGGUAGCUUUUGUAUCGUGUAGUGGCUGAGGAGCGGCUGCGAUGCUGCUUGUUCGUACGGUGGCUUGGUGCUAGUUUCGUAUCGUAUGCGGAUACUUCUCGCUUCAGUGUCUCGGACCAAUAUCUUAAAGCUACUUUUAGUCUUCUUAUCAGUAAUAUUCUUCGCUUUGUGUGUCAAAUAUGUGCGAAUUUCUCGUAAUGUAAACCUAUAUUAAUUAAAUCUUGUGUAUAUCGACCUGUAUAAUGGUUUAGAAUUAUCUCUGAAUUUUCUUCUAUAAGGAUAUUUGAUGAAAUUCAAUAGAAAUAAAGCUGGGGUGACUGCGCCGUUUGUGAUUGUGUCCAAAUUGUUUGUAGGUUAGUAUCGAAAUUGAUGCCAAUAUUUAUUAACUGGAGGAUGGGAAGAGAUGAGAGGGGAGAAACUCGCGCGGUCACGCCAGCAGACUCAUAGCAGACUGGGUCGUUAUUGUAUUACACAUUUAUUUUUAUAAGGGCGGGCCAGUGUGAUAUCUAUACUAUGAAAUAAAUAAAUAAAUAUGUAUGAUCUGUAAAAAUGCUUA